AUGGCUUCAUCUCAAGGCAUAAUCGACCUUACCAAUGACCCAGACAAUGGCAAAGACGACGUUCUCCUCUCGAUUUACGACGUUCUCUCUGAAGCGAGAAUGCUGGAAGAGGUGGAGGAGGAUGUUACUAGUAUGAGAGGAUACUUGCGAGGCUUAGAUAAGAGUUAUCAUGACGUCUUGAAAGCUGCCGCUAUUACUAAGUCCAAAGCAUCGUCCCCUCAAUCGGCCAUGCCCAACAAGGGCAGUGGGACUUGCACGAAACAUAGCACCAAGAAGAGACUACUCCUCUUCCGCAACAGUCCCUAUCGAGUUCCGUAUCGACCGCCACCAUGGAACACCAAACCCAAGUCCAAAUUCAUGUUCUUUAACGACGACGAGGAGAGAUACUAUUACGAAGGAAUCCCGGUCCCUGGCGCUGACGUGGUUCCACUGACGAACGAGCAACGUGCCCUGGAAGGCGUGAGGCCCCACCCUCCUUACUACGCUAGCACGACCAAUUCUGAACGAGUCCAGCGUCUGCGGAAGGGAGACAAAAAGAUGCGUGUGAGGGAAGAUGUCCGGUUCCCCGACGUUCCCCUACUCUCCCAUUAUCCUCGUAGCGCUCUCGAUACCCAGCAGAGCUAUGUCUACAUCCUGGACGUGCCUGAACAGUCAUCUGCCCCUUUGAAGGAGCAGACGGCAGUGAGGUUAUACUGUGCUGAGAAAGUUGUUGAUCGAGAAAUCGAUGCUUUUCAAGGGUGUUCUAGAAGACAAGCGGAGUGGAAAACUGGAUGA
Messenger RNA from Hyaloscypha bicolor E, 774 nucleotides. RefSeq lists its product as uncharacterized. The record is from RefSeq and is a predicted model, not a curated record. Bases 1 to 774 code for a protein of 257 amino acids. The transcript has 4 exons. Lineage: Eukaryota; Fungi; Ascomycota; Leotiomycetes; Helotiales; Hyaloscyphaceae.